GUAAUAUGUUAACUUGUUAAGUGCGACUACUUGUAGUACAUAACGUUUCCUUUUUGAUUAGACAAGUUCAAGCAACUACACACGGUGAAAGUGCCAAAAUUAGCUGGUUUAUUGCAUAGUACUGAGCAUAAUAAUAGUAAAAACACAGUCUGUAUUGCGUCUUUAAUUGUUUCCCUGUUAUAUUAAAAUUUUCAGACGCACAGCCUCUGUUUUUAGUUAAGAGCAGCGAUCAUGCCAGUCGAUUAUAUAACUCCCUUAAUUAGUGCCGGCGUCGGCCUUUUGACGUCCCUCAUGGGCGGAUCGCUACGCGGAUCAAGCAGCGCCGAUGGUCAGAACCUGGAUAUGGCGGCUAUCCAGCGCGCCGAGGACGAGGACCGAAUGCGGCGAGAAGAGCAGUACCAAAACGAGCGCCGGGAAGAUCACGCCCAACUGCUGCGGCUGAUCCGCGAUCUGACCGAGCAGGGCGCCGUGGAACGCCAACGCCUGGAACAAGAAUACCGGCAGCAGCAGCAGAAUAUGGCAGCGGAACAAGCCGCCUGGAUGCAACGCCGCGAAGAGGAAUUCACCCAGCAACGGGAGCGAGACAACGCCUUGUUCCAGCAACGCUACAUGGAAAUGCAGAAUGCCACGGCGGCAGAACGGCAGCGUAUGCAGGAUGAUUUCCGGCGGGAACAGCAGCGGCUGGAUGACGUUCGCCGGGCCGAGACGGAAAAUCGCGAGCGGGAGUUCCAAAUGCAGCGGGAACGUGACGCACUGGCGCUGCAGGAGAAGCUGGGGGUAUUACGCAGCGAUGCGGCUAGGGAGCAGCAGCGCAUGGAGGAGGAUUUCCAAGGCCGGCAACGCUGCCUGGAGGAACAGUGGACGGAAGAUAAAGCGCGACAUGAAGAACGUCUGGCGGCCAUGAAGGAGAGUAUGCAGGAAGCGCAGGAGCGGGUACGCGUGCUGACCGAACAACUGGAAAAACCGGUAAAGGAUCGCGAGGAAAAAUUAGCGUUUGUCAACGGACUGCAGUUGCCCAUACUCCAGACGAAUUCCCUGCUGUUGGUUGGUCCAAAAGGCACCGGUAAGAGUACGUUCUUGUGGUUGCUGGGUAAAGGUCAAAUCCCGAAACGGACGAUUCGCGACGGCACCGUGGAGAUCAUUCAGCUGCCGGGUUUUAUCGACUCCAUCGGACUGCGCGGCUGGACCGUCGAGGAAAUGCUGAAACUGCUGGUGCUGAUGAUCUACGAGGGGCUGCCCCAAGAUGUCAUCGUGUUCGGCAAUGAUCGCAUUGACCUGCCGGUGACCACGCUGGGACUGUUGGGCGUCAGCAAUCCCAUGAUUGUCAUCAUGUCCAGUGAAUUCUGGAAGAUGUACCAGCCACCUAACGGGCGGCCGCCCAAGCUACAUUUGACGGAGACUAGUUAUGGUGUCCGGCGCGUGCAGCCCGAAAGCGAUCUGGACUUUGUGUACAAUUUUCCGGCUUACAAUGAUAUCAAGCAGCUGCAGUUGGGCACACCGAUUACACAUCAUGACGAUAUCGACGGGCUGGUUAGGAACCGUCAAUAUGCCGGUGUCCGGCCGUUUCAGAUUCUUCAACAGAAACUGGGAGGUGGUUUUACAACGGCCAUGCAGAACGACUACCACACCGAGGCCAUUUUUCGGUUCAUUUAUAUUUAUGAAAAAAAGUACGGGAAAAAUAAGCUGCAGUUCAUGAACCAUGCAACGCUGCAGGAUUUUGAAAUUGUCAAAAAUAUUGUAAAAAUGCCGAGCAGUUUAAAACGUUUUACUCGCAGCCUGUUUGGCACCCAAAAUCAUUCGUUCAAGCCGAAAAUCGACAUGGCAGCGGUACUGCUGGCUCAAGAAGAAGAUCGUCAACGCCGGGAAGAGCAGUUCAAGAUGGACCGCCAAGAGAACAAAGUACAGCACCUGCAAGUGGUGCAGGUGAUGGAGGACAAUGCACGGGUCGAACGGCAGCGCAUUCAAACGGAAUUCCAACGUCAACAGGAAGAGGCAGAGGCAGAACACUUACGCGAGUUGCACCACCAAGACGCAGAACAUCGAGAGCAACGCGAGCGUGAUUAUCAGCUUUUCGAACAGCAACUCCAGGAAAUGCAUCACACAUCGGCAGAUGCGCGCCAGCAGUUGGAGCAAGAAUUCCGUCGUCGGCAAAAGAAGCUGAAAGAUGAAGUGAAGAUUCUGCGUGAGCAGCGGCAACACGAGCUGGAGAAGGAAAAAACGCAAAAGAAUCUGGAGCUACAGCAAAUUCUCGACAAAAUGCAAACCGUCGCAGAGGCGGAGCAGGCAAGGGUGAAUGAGGAGUUCCAGAAUCAGCAGCAGGAGAAAGAGAAAAAAUGGACACAGGAAAAGCAGCUGUACGAAGAACGAUUAGCCGCUCUCAAUGACAGCAUACAGGAGGCCGACGAACGCGCCCAGUUGAUGACCGAGCAGCUGGAGAAGCCCACCAAAGACCGCGAACAGAAGCUAGCGUUUGUUAAUGAACUGAAUCUGCAGAUUCGUCAGCAGGAUUCCCUGUUGCUUCUCGGACCUAAAGGAACAGGUAAAAGCACCUUCUUGUGGUUGCUCGGUAAAGGUGACAUGCCGACGCGCACCAUGCGCGACGGGACCGUCGAGAUUAUUCAUGUCCCGGGUUUUAUCGAUUCCAUCGGACUACGGGCGUGGACUGUGGAAGAAGUGCUGAAGCUGCUGGUGCUCAUGAUCUACGAGGGUCUUCCCAAAGAUUUGAUUGUAUUCUGCAAUGAACGCAUCGAUAUGCCCAUGACAACGUUGGAAUUGCUGGGAAUUAGUAAUCCUAUGGUCGUUGUCAUGUCCAGUGAUUUCUGGAGGCUCUACCAACCAAAAGCUGGCAGCGAGCCCAAGAUCCACUUGGUGCCGAAUAAGAACGGUGUCCGCUGGGUGGAGCCGGAAGAAAAUCUGGCCAAUGUGUACAAUUUUCACGUGUAUGACGAAGUGAAGCAGCUGGAGCUGGGCACGCCCAUUACCCAUCACGAUGACAUCGAUGCGCUCGUGCAGAAGCGGGAAAGCGACGGUGUGGGGCCGUUUCAGUUUCUUACAGAAAACCCGAGGGGCGUCUUUGCUGCUGCGAUGGAAAACGAUUACACAACGGAAGCUAUAUUUCGAUUCAUCUAUAUUUAUGAAAAGAAGUAUCGCAAGAACAAACUGCAGUUUAUGAAUCAGGCCACUCUAAAUGACUUUGUGUGACAUCUAUAUUGCUCAGAUACCCUUUAUAUUGGCUAAU
This is a messenger RNA of Paramacrobiotus metropolitanus, 3238 nucleotides long. RefSeq lists its product as uncharacterized. The coding region runs from base 232 to 3201 and encodes 989 amino acids. NCBI's taxonomy places the organism in Eukaryota, Metazoa, Tardigrada, Eutardigrada, Parachela, Macrobiotidae. The transcript is spliced from 3 exons. The record is from RefSeq and is a predicted model, not a curated record.